Molecule: messenger RNA, 1866 nt
Organism: Octopus sinensis (East Asian common octopus)
Lineage: Eukaryota; Metazoa; Mollusca; Cephalopoda; Octopoda; Octopodidae
Product: tRNA-dihydrouridine(16/17) synthase [NAD(P)(+)]-like
Exons: 12
Coding region: 234-1709 (491 amino acids)
Biological process (GO): tRNA processing
Molecular function (GO): flavin adenine dinucleotide binding; tRNA dihydrouridine synthase activity
Source: RefSeq, a predicted model, not a curated record
CCUCGCUACUCGGAAUUUAUUUCGCGAGGGCUUCUCUUCACACGACACCGUCGGUAAUACUGAACGUGAUGCUCUGAUCAUGCUGUGGUCAUCCUCCGAUUCACAUGGCAACGUUUCUGUAUUUCUCGAGCAAAUCUUCACCACAAGUGCUUACGACUACUCUUAGAGACGAACCCGCCUCUCUGUAGCUGCCCCUCCACCCGAUUUCUUUUAAAUAUACCCCGAUCUUAAUUAUGGCAACCGGGACCCCGGCUACUCAAUCCACAAUAUGCGAAAACCAACCAGACAAAUCUUCUGAAAAGCCCAAAGGCUUUGAAUUUUGGCAUACAAAGCUGAACAGCGCCAAAUAUGUUGUGGCCCCAAUGGUGGACCAGAGCGAGUUGGCAUGGCGAAUGCUGAGUCGGAAGUAUGGAGCUCAGCUGUGCUAUACACCGAUGCUACAUGCCUCCGUCUUCACACGGAACCAAACAUACCGGGAAGAAUCUUUGACCACGUGUGAAGAAGACCGACCACUGAUUGUUCAAUUUUGUGCCAACGACCCACAGACUUUGCUGCAAGCGGCCAAAUUAGCAGAGAAGUAUUGUGAUGCGAUUGAUAUCAACCUUGGAUGUCCUCAGAAGAUUGCUAAAAAGGGACACUAUGGUGCCUUUCUUCAAGACGAAUGGGAUCUUCUCUACAAAAUGGUGGAUCUCUGCAACCGUCAACUUAGUGUCCCUGUUACAUGCAAGAUACGUGUAUUCGAGAACGUUGAGAAAACCGUGAAAUAUGCUCAGAUGUUGGAAAAGGCUGGUUGUCAGUUGCUGACCGUACAUGGAAGAACUCGAGAACAGAAAGGUCCAAUGACUGGUCUGGCCAGUUGGAAACAUAUCAAAGCAGUCAAGGAGAAUGUUAGCAUUCCUGUGUUUGCAAAUGGCAACAUUCAGUACCUUGAAGAUGUCGACAGGUGUGUGAAGGAGACCGGGGUGAAUGGAGUCAUGUCUGCAGAGGGGAAUUUGCAUAAUCCAGCAUUGUUUAAUGGCAUCAAUCCACCGAUUUGGGAAGUUGCAGAGGAAUACAUGAAGAUGGUUGAUGCGUAUCCAUGUCCAAUGUCUUAUAUUCGAGGACAUUUGUUUAAAAUGUUCCAUCAUGCCAUCCAAAUUCAUGCGGACAUUCGUGAGGAAGUUGCUAAAGGAAAGACGGUGGAGUGCUUUAAGAUGGCAACACAACUGAUGAGAGAGAGAUGCCUGAGAGACAUUGAGAGGAUUAAAGAAGACCCAACCAUCACCUACAAACCAUCCCUGCCUCAUCCCUACUGGAUCUGUCAGCCUUACGUUAGACCAGAUCCUUCAGAAUUGAACACACAAUCAAAGAAACAAAAAGGUGAGAACAACUCAGAUUCUGGUUCCGAUAAGAGCAAACUGAAGAGGCCCCUCGGGGAGCUGAGCAUCGAGGACAGCAACCUGUCGAAGAAGAAGCUGAAGAAGAAGAUGCGUUACCCCAAGAAAUGCUUCGAUGUCACUUGGAAGAUCAAGUACGAGAGGUGUGGCCUGUGCGCAAACCCAAAGGGUCAGAAAUGCUGCUAUGGCCUUUGCCGAAACUGUUGCCGAAAUAAAGCCUUUGUAGAACGAUUGGAUUGUAUAGGUCAUCGGUUCACAUUUAAAUCCCGUCCAAAGCCUUACAAAAAUGAAGAAGGACCAGAAGGGCCAGAAGUCACUGCUGUCGCCAAUUAAUUUUAUUCUGCAAGAAGACACAACAUUUCACCCAACCAAAUGUUAUUUUCUUUUUUGUUUUAAAUUGGUACAUUGAAUCAUUUUCUUUCUUACUCCUUUUCACACACACACACGCAGCAGUAUAUAUAUACCAUUUGUGUGUGUGUGUGGGUUUGGA